UCGCCAUGUUUUUAUAAUAAAAAUAAAUGUAAACACUAAACAACAUGUAUUUUGUUGCAAACAUUCAGCUGUUUUAUGUGUUUUGUUUUUAGUUAUCGUGAUUAAUAAUAUAUAUUAAUAAUAAAUUAAGAGUCCCUGUGAAAAAACAAUUUUAAAAAUAAUAUCAGGAAUAAACAAUUCAAUUAUUGGGGAAUUAUUAAAAUAACAAUAAAAAUGAAUAAUAAUAAAUAUCCUGGUUGUAUUGAAGCAAUAAGGCAAGCACGUGCAAGAAAAAAUUCAUUUAUUGAUUCGUCAUUUGAGUUAUUAUUGUCAAAUCUAUCUGAAUCAAGUAUAAAGCAACAUGAUAAACAUCUAAGUGACUGGUGGAAUUAUUGUGAUAGUAAAAAUAUAGAUCCAUUAAAAACAGACAUAUCAAUUAUACUUGAUUAUUUUGGUAAAAAAUUAUAUGUCGAUGGUGUAGAACCUGAUGAUUUGAAGCAAAUUUGUCCAUCACUUUUUUUAAUUGCAACUGAUGAAUUAUUAGAAAGAGUCUAUUUAACAAGUUUUUUAUAUGGUACAUUUGAUAAAAAAUUAAUUAUUGAUGAAGAUUCAAUUAAUAAACAAAAUAAUACUGCUGGACAAGAAAAUUCGAAAUUAUCAUUGAUUGAUAAAGGAAAAAAACAAUAUUUAUCAAAAGUAUCUAUAUUAAAGAAAAAUAAUUAUUCAAAGGAAACUACAAUUAAUAAUAAAUUACCUGUAUUAAUGAAAAAUAAUAGUAUUAUAAAAUCUGGUAAUUCACAAAUAGCUGUUAAUCAACAAAUGAAAAUAUUAGUUUUAAUAUCAGAUAAUGAAUUUAAAGUAAUACCAUUUGAUUUAACUAAAAAUCAAAAGUGUAAUAUUCAUGAUGUACUUGGACGAGCUGGUAUACCAGUAAAUAAUAAAACAAAAAUAUUAUUUUUAACUAAUUCGAAAUUAAAUUAUAAUUUUAUUGUUGAUUGUUGUGCCAGUACAAAUGAAAAUAAUUCAAUUAAAACAAAAAAUGCAAUUUCUAAACCAUCAAGAAAUUCAAUUGAAACGAGUAAUGUAAUUGUUAAUCCAUCAAAUAAUUUGUUUGAAACAAAUGCUCCAUCUACACUAGCCAGUAAAUCAAUUUUUAAUCAAUCAAAUAAUCCAACUGGAACAAAAAAUCCAUCUAUAGUAGACAAUAAUUUAACUACAACAUAUGAUACAAUUUCUUAUCCAUCAAAUAAUUCAACUGGAGCAGAUAAUCCAUCGACCAUAGCCAACAACACAAUUGAAACAAAUGAUACAAUUUUAAAUCCAUCAAAUAAUUCAACUGGAGCAAAUAAUCCAUCGACCAUAGCCAACAACACAAUUGAAACAAAUGAUACAAUUUUAAAUCCAUCAAAUGAUUCAACUGGAGAAAAUAAUUCAACGACCAUAGCCAACAGCUUAACUGAAACAAAUAAUACAAUUUUUAAUCAAUCAAAUAAUUCAACUGGAGAUAAUGAUACAAUUUUAAAUCCAUCAAAUGAUUCAACUGGAACAAAUCCAUUUAUAGUAGAUGAUAAAUCAACUGUAGCACAUGAUGCAAUUAUUAAUCCAUCAAAUAGUUCAACAGAAACAAAAAACCCAUCUACAGUUGACAAUAAUUCAGCUGUAAUAAAUAACACAAUUACUGAUCCACCAACAUCAUCAACAAAUAAUUCGGAAAUUUAUAAAUUACCAUUAAAACUAAUUGUUAAUCAACAAAAGUCAAUAAUUAAACAACAAGUUAAAAUAUUAAUUAUUAUUCCAAAUUGUAAACAAAAAAUAAUAACAUUUAAUUUGCCACGUAAAAAAUAUUAUGUUAAUGAUUUACUAUUACAAGGUGGUGUAACAAUAGAUGAUGAGACAGAAGUAUCACUAGUUAAUCAUCCACCAUUAAUUAAUUUAAAUUAUAUUGUUGAGUGUGAUAGUACCAAUUUAAUGAUUGAAUCAGUUGAGGUUAAUGGCUUGGUUAAUAAAUCAUCAAAUGAAUUAUUAAUUGAUUCAACAGUUUUUGAAUAUCCAUGCAAAAUAAUUACUGAUUUAAAAACAACACUUAUUGAACCAAAAAUUAAACUAUUAAUUAUCAUGCCAAAUGAUCAAAAAAAAUUAAUAAUAUUUGAUAUACCAACUAAAAAAACUUGUAUUAACGAUUUAUUGAUAAAAGCUGGUAUUCAAUUGAAUAAUAAUACAAAGGUAUCAAUUAUUGAAGAUUAUCCUGGAUUAAAUGUUUAUUAUAUUGUUAGAUAUAAAUCUAAUAAUAUAGUUGAUUCAAAAGAAUCAAUUGUUAAAUUGAAAAAUCCAGUUGGCGAGGUAACAGAUUCAAUGGUUGAUUCAAAAGAUUCAAUUGUUAAAUUAAAAGAUCCAAUUGUUGACUCAAAAGAUUCAAUUGUUAAAUUAAUAAAUCCAAUUGUUGAGCCACAAGAUCCAAUUGUUGAACGACCACUUGAAAAAAAUACAACUGACACAAGCAAUCAUACUCAGGAUAAUAACAACACGACAAAUGCAUCAGUACUAUAUCACUCGUCAGAUCAACAACCGACAGUACAACAUACAGAUCCAAAUGUUGAGCCAAUAAAUUCAAUUGCUGAACCACAAGAUCCAAUUGUUGAACCACAAGAACCAAUUGUUGAACCACCACUUGAAGAAAAUGUAACUGACACGAGCAAUCAUACUCAGGAUAAUAACAUCACGACCAAUGCAUCAGUACUAUAUCAGUCUUCAGAUCAACAACAUACAGUACAACAUACAGAUCCAAAUGUUGAGCCAACAGAUUCAUUUGUUGAACCACAAGAUCAAAUUUUUGAACCACCACUUGAAGAAAAUACAACUGACACGAGCAAUCAUACUCAGGAUAAUAACAUCACGACAAAUGCAUCAGUGCCAUAUCAGUCUUCUUCAAAUCAACAACAUACAGAGCUAAUUGAUCAAAUUCAUAAUAAUAAUAAUUUAAAUAUUGAUAAUCAAAUAAUAAUUGAUACAAAUGAAUAUAAUCUCAAACGUAAAUCUACAGAAGAAUUAAUUUUAAAUCAAACAAAAAAACAAAAAUCUUUAAAUUCAACUAAGCCACAUUAUAGUAAUCUAGUAGGAGAUGAAUCUAGUAGUGAAGUACAAUUGAUUAGUGUACAUGUUGGAUUUUUAAUUGAGCUUGAGUGUUUUACAAUAAAAACUGGAUUAUAUGAGUGUGUGCCAAAUCAUCCAGUUACUAUUGAUUUAAAUGGUUUAAGUCUUAAAUUACCAAGACAAGAUCAUAAACAAGUGUUUGUUGAUAUAAAUAUUAAUUACUAUGAAAUACAUGAAGUUGAAAUACAUACUAGGCCAAAAAUGCCAGUGUUAUUUAUUUAUACCAAUACAACAGCAGCUUUACGAAUUAAAAAUGCAUUACAUAUACAAGAUAAAAAUUUGCCUAUUGAUAGCCAAUCAAAUAUUUGCAGAAUGCAUAAAAGAAUAACUUUAUUACUUAAAAAUAUCAAUGAUAAACUCAUAAAAAAAUUGGAAAAAUUAUUUUCACCAAUAUGUCCAUAUAAAGUUAUUAGUAAAAAACAAGCACUUAUUAAUUUACAAUAGUUAUUUAAUUAUUAUAAUUGUGAUAAUGAUGUUUAAAUUUAUUAUUUUUUUACUUAAAUAUUAAUAAAGUCAUAGUAAUAUUUAAAACUUAAUGUAUGUUAAUGAUAACAGUCAAUAUUUUUUUAUCAAAUACAUUGACAUAGUUUUGUAAUUUAAUAAAUAAUAAAUAAAUAGAUGUAAAGUUUGACUUCUUAUCUGUAAGACGUCUUUUUUAAUUGUGCUUGUUGAUCAUUACAAUAAUUUAAAUUUGCAAAAUAAUACAACUGCUUUUUGCAUGAUAAUAAAAAUCUACAAUAUUGUCUAUUAAUUU
Molecule: messenger RNA, 3883 nt
Organism: Aphidius gifuensis
Lineage: Eukaryota; Metazoa; Arthropoda; Insecta; Hymenoptera; Braconidae
Exons: 2
Coding region: 214-3573 (1119 amino acids)
Source: RefSeq, a predicted model, not a curated record